Bombyx mandarina (wild silkworm) is the source of this 8699-nucleotide messenger RNA. RefSeq lists its product as uncharacterized. Lineage: Eukaryota; Metazoa; Arthropoda; Insecta; Lepidoptera; Bombycidae. The record is from RefSeq and is a predicted model, not a curated record.
AUGUUUUCAGCUGAGUCAGUGCUGGUGCAGCCAAUGCAGCUCUCAUCAUCACAAGAAAAGUACGGUCUAAAUCUCGUGAAGAAUCAAAACCCAGAUGAUAACAUUUUGCAAAAAGCUUUUUUAGAUAAAACCACCCAUUCCUCAAUAUCGCCAUCCGAUAUAUUAAACCUAAAUCGUAGGGAAAGUACUAGUAAGCCCUUGGACCGAGACUAUCAUGAUUACGAUGACUAUCGACAUUCAUUUGCAGGAUGCUCAGCUUUCAAUUUUGUACGUGAUCCUGAAGUUCUGACGGUUUCUACAAUGAAAGACGCAAGCUUAAACUCACCCGGACAUGAGCAGUACAUCACUGUGAAUCGUCCUGUUAAAGAUUUAAAAAAGCAUUUUAAUCCCGAAGCCUUCGAAAGUAAUGACCCUGAAAUUUGUGAAAAAGAACUUCAAGAUCUUAGUAUAUGUGAUGACAACGAACCAAGACAUUUAAGUGAAGUUACUGAAAAACUACUAAACCAGAAUCGACUAGACAUUAAUAGCACGACAGACGACGGUCAGUGCAGUAACGAUUUUGCAGUUGAAGAUACCAAAGCCCCGACAUGCUAUUAUGAGAACAGAGUUAACAAUAAAACUCCGUGUGACAAUGACGACAUCAAAAAGCGCGAAAAGAGUCCAAUUGUAGAACCAAGUAAACCUACUGUUGAUUACAGUCGAUACAGUAUUAAGAACCAUAUUCUUAAUCGUUUUAAAAAGGAAUUAAUCGCUGCUAAACUGAGUAAACAACAGAAUGAGCAUAAUGAAAUUAGCGAGAAACCGUCUUUACCAGAACAGCCAAACUCUAAUGAUAAAACAACGGAUCUGUCCCAUAAAUUACUGGAGUCGUAUCAAAAUCGCUUAAAUGAGAAAUUAGAUAACAGAAAUAAAGGCGACAUAGAAGCAGUUGUGGAACUUAAUCGAUUUGAGAAUAUAUCACCUGAUGAUGAUCUUCAGCCAUUUGAAAACAGGAUAUUAAUGACACCCAGAUUUAAUGAUGGCAUACCCAUGAUGAAUUAUAGUCAAGUUUUCGAACAAUACCCUGACAAUGAUCGUCAGCAUUCUAUUAAUGAGAGAACGACAGCUGAACGAGAUGAAUAUAAUGAUGAUACAAUGGCGGAGUACAAUAGAUUUAAUAAUUGUUUAUCUCUAGCGGACCACGAUCAAAUUGAUCUUCCUCUGCGAUUUGAUAACACAGUUCCUUUAGACCAUACCAGAUUCAGGAAUGAGUUCGCUAUGGCCGGGCCGAAUCAAAGUAAUGAGAAUUUAUUCAGUGCGGAAUAUAACAGAUUUAUGAUUGGAUAUCCUGAAAUAGAGGAGCAUCGUUUUAGUAAUGAAUCAUCAACAAGCAAAUACAGUACGUUGAAACAAAAUACAGAGUCCAAAAUAUUCAAUGACAUCAAAUCUGCGGACGAAUAUAGAUCCCUGAACAGAUACCCAGAGGUGGUGCAUCAACGUCCAAAUACUAAGAAACCUUUUAUGUUCACCUCAUUAUUUGAAAGCAAAUACCCUAGAAGUGUUGCUUAUAUCGAUAGAUUCUCUGAAAUCGAACAGCGUUUGGAUAACAAACUAACAAUCGCCGAAUACAACAGAGCCAAAGAAAAUUUUUCUGUUUCCGCACAAACUGUCUGCAGCGAAGAAAUAUCAGUAACUGACCACGCUCGAUGUAUCGACGAUAUAUCAAUAACUGAUCGUAACAGACUACUCGACGACAUGUCUGUAACCGAUCGCAAUCGGUUCCUCCAUAGCAUGGAAGCGGCGGAUCGUAACAGGCUCAUUGAAAAUAUAUCAGUGACAGAUCAUCAUCAGUUCAAUGACAGGUUAAAUGACAUAGACCGACGAUUUAACAACAAUAUAUCAGUAACAGAACGGAACAGAUUAAAUUACAACAUGAGCCCUGAUCACAUUAGCUUCGUUGAUCGAUCUCCCGAAUAUCAGCGCUGCAGCCCAGUGAGUCAUAUCGGAGACAGCUCGAGGACAUCUGAGAAUCAAGAUCGGUACCUUGAUGGAACACCUGACACUCCAAUUAGUUAUCCAGAUAGUAUUUCUCUUACAGAUUAUAAUCAAUUUGUGAGUAGGUUUCCUAGUGCUCAUCACCAAAAACCUAAUCUAUCAAUUGAAGAUCAAGAAAGACUGAGAGAACCAUAUUUUGCUGAAUAUCUUAGAUUUAAAGAUAAAAUAUCUGUGAUAAACAGGACCAAUAAAGAUAACUUUAAAGACAAGGUACAUUUGGUUGAUGAGGAUAGGUUAGAAUCUAACAGAUUGAUUGAGAAAGUUUCGAUGAAUACAAUACAAGAGCAAAAUAGACUUGAUAAUAAAAGGAUUACUGCGUCUAUAUCAAAGGAAAGUCUAUUAGACAACAGUAUAUCUAUGCCAUCUGUAAUAGGAUUUAAACGUUACGUUACUGAUGAAAAACUAACCCCGUCUUUAGUAGAGCGAUGUCGAUUAAGUGAAGAAAUAGUACCUAUUGUAUCUAUUCCAAACCGUGUUCCAAACAAUGAAAAAAUAUCUAUGCCAUCUAUGCCCGAAUUCGGCCGUUUGGUAAUCGAUGAAAAUCCGAUACAAUCUAUAGAAGAAAAAAGUCUAUUCAAUGAAGAUAAGGCUAUGCCAUCUAAGUCGGAUCACGUUCCAACCAAUGACAAAAAGCUUCCAUCUACAGGAGAAUCGGGUUAUUUCUACACCGAUGAAAAGACAAAAGGGUCGCUAGGACAGCAAAUUCAAUUAAAUGAAAACAAAUCAAUUGUAUCAAUGGCGGAUCAUGUUAGGAAAAACGAAAAAAAAUUUACGCCAUCAAAGUUAAAUUCUGAUCGUUUUAUUAUCAAUGAAAAAGCAACUAAGCUCUUGGAUGAGAAUUAUGAAGCUACACCAGAUAACAAGUUAAAUGAAAAAGUGCCAAUGGAACCAAUGCAGUCUCAUAGUGGGUUUAAUGACAAAAUGUUAUCAACUGUGAUGGAGCAUAAUUUAUCAAUUGACAAAAUCCCACCAGUUUUUUCGGCAGAGUAUAAUCGGCUAAAGAAUAAAAUGCCAUCUGUUGAAAUAAGGUUAGAUGAUCAACCCAUUAUAGUAUCUAAACCCGAAAAUGACGGGUCAGAUGGCAAAUUGCCUACUCCAUCUACAGUCGUAUUUAAUGAAAUUAUUGACAAAAUGACAAUGAGACCGAUGCCGGAAGAAAAGCGAGUAGAUGAAAAUAUGACGAAAGCUACUUGCAAAACGCCUGUGCUAGUUAAGUCAGACUUCAAUCCGGUGCAUACAGAAAUAGCUGUGCCACCGUCAUUUACAAAUGACACUAAGCAAUUAAAAGACAAAAAAAAACUGCUAACAAAACCAGUAGUGUUUCAAAAAUUAACUGAGAGAGUGUCCUCAUCUACAAUUGAAGGCAAUCAAUGGAACGAUAGAAUUCCUUUGGGAUCAACGGCUGACUUAAAGAACAAAUCGCUUGAUAUAGCGCCUAUAACAUCGGUGGCGGAACAGAGGCCAUUGGACGCCGAAGUACCGAAAAGUGAACAUAAAAUUAAUAAUGAUAGCAUGAUACCUGCGGCAUCUAGUCUGGAGCGUGAGGUGAAAUCACCAGUAGAACAGAUUGAAUUAGGUGACAAAAUACCCAAAACAUCAAUAGCAGAAUACACCAGAUUCCAUAAUGAAAAACCGAUACCAUCUCCGCAGAAGUCAAAUGAUAAGACAUGUAGGACACCACCUAUCCAACUUGAUCAAUUAAACUAUAAAUUUUCGCUAGAAAAAAACAGAACAAACGAUAAGCCUGAAAAUGAUCGGUUAUUUGACAGCUUACUAAAGACUGGACAAGAAGAAUUCGACAAGAAUUUAUCCUUGGCGGAUCCUAGCGGAUUCCAUACCAGUAAUCCGAUACCAACUCCACAGAAAUCAAAUGACAAAACAUGCACGGCAUCACCUAUUCAGCGUGAUCGGUUAAACCAUGAAUUUUCGAUAGAAAAAAACCGAUCAAACGAUAAGUCUGAAAAUGAUCGGUUAUUUGACAGCUUACUGAAGACUGAUCAAGAAGAAUUCGACAAGAAUUUAUUAUUGGCGGAAUAUAAUAAAUUUAAAGAAAAAUCUAUGCCAGACAACAGCCAAUUGAUAAAUAAAUUUUCUUUAGUAUCUAUCGCCGAUCAGGAUGGAUUUAAUAAAACUAGAUAUGACAAAAAAGAAAAUAAUAUAUCUAAAUUUGAACAAGGCACGAAUAAUAUUGGAACAGAAUAUAGUCGUAAGAAUGAUAAUACAGCAAUGGUGGAAGAAACAAAAAAUGAUAAGAGUCAGACUCGAUCUCAUGAAAAAAUUAUUGUAAUUGAUCUUUCACGAUACCACGAUCAAAGUACAAUGGAAGAAACUAAAUUUAACUGCAAAGCAUCUGCAGAAAAUCGUAUUAUACCAAUUGUUACUAUUAACAUUCCCAAGGAAGAACGCGAAAGGUUUAAUGAAGCCAUAGCAUAUGCAAAGCGUGAAACGCUUAAUGAUGCAACCAGUCUACCCGAAAAAAAUCAAGAUUGCAGUAAUGGAUUGCCAAACAAUGCAGAUGUAAAGAUAACGUCUAUCACGAACCAAAGUAAAGCAGACGAUAACAAUCCUUCAUCAAAACAAACCGAACAUAAUGAAAUUAAGCCCAGAAAAUUCAAUCCCAAAACAAAAUACCAAAAAACAUCUGAAACUGAAAAUUCCUCACAUACUGAAAUAUUAAAGCCAGUUACUGAAGUAUACAAUAUUGAAACAUCUAUACCAGAAAAAAACAGUGUGAAUUACCAUAUGCCUUUACUUGAUGAUGAGUUAAUACUUGAAAAGAAAAUUGAAAGUGAUAACAAAAGAAAUGUAGACCUGCUCAAAAAAAAUAAAGAUUCAUUGACACGAGAUAGCUGUCAAACUAUAAAGCUUAACGAGAGCAUGUCUGUCAAUGAAAGUCUAUUAGAUGACCUUGUCUCUGAUUAUAAACAAGAAUCCAAAUUAACUAUUACCUCAGUAACACAAGGCUCAGGAGCAAUUAUCACAAUACCGUCAAAGAAUGAUUUCAAUAAAAAAAUAAAGGACCAGUGCAGUCAAACUGACACUAAGGACAACGUCUUAUUGAGUAAGCUUCCAUUUCCUUUUAAUCACGCAUUUAACAAAGCGGAUUCGUCACCUAGAAUAGAAAUAAAAAGCAACGUAGUCAUAAGACCCGCUAGUGAAUGUGAAAAUAAAACAUCAAUUCAUCCAGUUACAAAAUCUAAUAAUAGUAUCAGCACUCUUAUCAAUGCCGCUGAAGCUAUAAGUAAAAUUGAACACCAGUUUAAAUCUCCGGAACCGAAAAAAGACUCAGAGUUAAAAAAAAAGCCGUACGCAUCUGGCAAUUCAGAUAAUAAAUUGAGCAUUUCUAAUAAGGCACAAAAAAACGAAUAUCCCAAAGAUUCAAUAGUUUCUACUGACAAUAAUCAGAAUCCAAAGAUAUUGCGAAAGAAUCCUCAAGUUGUAUUACAAAGAACGAAUUUGGAUCAAAAAACCGUAUCAAGUAAAUCUCGAAAGUUGUUGCAAAAGAAUGAAAAAAUUGAAGAAGAUAAUGUAACUGCAAGUAGUCUUUCGUCUAACGAGAUCGCAUUAAAGCGAACUCAUCAAGAAAGUUGUGAUGUAAAUGACUUCGAAAGCUUGAUAACGGAAAACCAAAUUUAUGAAGACAAAAUAGUUGUGAAGGAAAAAACACAAGAUACGUCACAAGAGGACGACUUGAAAAAGGUCAGAGUUACGAUAACACAGAAGCAAACGAAAUUAAUCGAUAAACCUACUGUUCCUAUAACUAAGAUUGGCGAAAAACACUCACAGAAAAAGAAUGCACAAAAAUUUGUUCCCAAUAAAAUACCAGAUAAAAUUGUAAAACGUAGAAUAGCAGAAAUAAUUGCAAAUAUCAAAGAAAGUCAAAGAAAAGCCAAAGAACAAUAUGCACAAAGAAAAGCUGCUGAAAAAGCAAUGCAAGACAAAAUUAGUAAGGAAGCUGAAAAGUUCAAAAAACCUUAUGAUAAAAAUAUAAAGAACAAAAAAACUGAAAAACUGGUACAAACUAAAGCGACUGAAACGACUACGCUGAAAGGAACUGAAAGAAAGGCUCUAGAUAAAGUGUGCGAUAAAGUUGUUCAAAAUAAAUUAAUAAACACACUUACACAGAAUAACGUCGUUGAAAAUUAUUCUCAUUUCAUCAAUACUGAAAAUUUUGUACAAAAUCAAUUUACAUCGAACUCUGAACAGAUGGUUCCUAAAAAUCAUAUAGAAAUUAAAAUAGUCGAUAGAUCAAAAGGUGAAGUUAGUAAAACUCCUAUCACAUCUACUGAUGGUUCGAUACGUAAAAUAACAAUAGAAAUACCAGCACCAGAUAACGUUGAACAACAGCCAAUAGUCGGUGAUAAAUCACUACAAAUGCUUAUCGAAAAAUCAGUACAGAAUAAAAGCGAUAUAGUAGGGACCACGGUGCAAAGUGUGCCCAUGAUCGAGAUAACUCCACAUACAGUUGAAGAGCAACCAUUUCCUACCGACGUUCUAGAAAUCGGACCUUUGAAUCGAACUUUUAUCGACGUUCCUCCACAAUCUAACGUAGUGGUACAACCAAACUUUGUAUAUCUAAGCAACUUACCGUACCCAAAUGUUAUGAUGUUCCCGAAUACUAACUUAGGUCCAAGCAAUGCCUUACCGAACCACAACAUUUACCACUAUGGCCAAACCGAACCCAUGCCUGAAUAUCAUCUAAUACCCCAACCACCAGAUCCUCAACUAGAAUAUUAUAAUUUACCACAAGCACAGUCUUUGAAUGCACCGAAAGAAAUACAACUUAUUACUCCAAACGGAAACGUCAUACAAACUGUAACGGCAAAUAAGGACUUGAUGCUCCCAACUAACCAAAACUUUGCAAUUAAUCCUCAAAUGUACUAUGAAGUAGAUGCUGAGGGUAAUUUAACUCCACUUGGGAAUUUAGGCUACAAUCCGUUGAUACCAGAAUGUGAUCCAGUCGUGGAUCAGAAUAAAAACGAAGAUGUAGUCACGGCCUGUCCACCGGAUGCUAAUAUACCAACAAAAAUCGUUAAGGCGAAUGUAAAAGCCAUGGCACCUAAAGUAAAUGAUGAAGUGAGCACUCUAGAUUUAUACGAAAAGCGCAGAAGAAUAAAAAGAAUCAAAUAUUUAAGUAACAGACCAACGAAAGUUCUUUCGAAGAAAUCUAAAUCAAAAAGAGUUUAUGACAACCCCAAGUACAUUAUAACGCCUAGCAAAGUGAGUGAAGAGGUAUAUAAGGAGUAUUUAAGUAAAAUUAACGAAAAAGACGGAAGCAGCAGUGAUAGUGAUGAUGAAGAGGCUCAGCUGAAACAAUACCUCGAAAUAAUCAGUAAAUAUGCUAUUAGGGAUGAGAAUUUUACAGAUAAAACGAAAUAUAUGUCCGGAUUGAAAUUGAUGACAAAAGAGGCUUAUCAAGAAAAACAAUCAGAAACCCGAAGAAAGUCUCCAAGAUUCAGUACCGUGGCCUCAGCUAACAUCACUAAUGGUAAAGACCAUCGCUUCCCACAUGCACGUCGCGAUACAGAUACCUCACCUCCGGCCUGUGAACAGCACCUUAAAGACAAUCUUGUCGGCACAGACAAUUCAAUAUUUCAACACAAAAAGAGUUUCUUAUCACUGCUGAAUUUAGGACAGGCCACUGAGAAAUAUAAAAAAGGCUACGAAAGAACAUGGCAAGAGAAUGACAAGAAAAGGAAGCGAAGACACGACCCCGACGACGACGGCCCCGGUGCACACAAACCAAAAGAGCCCAAAGUCAACAUGCACUUCGAUACUAAUAACCAUUUACAACUACUCUCGCAAAUUAAAAUAUUUGUUAACGAAAACAAUAAUCUCAUCAAGAAGCGAAUAGACGCCACUGCAGAUGAAGAAGAAGACGAAAGUAUAAAAGCCCUAGCCGACAAAAAUUUUUCAGAACUAAGUCGUCUAUCCAAGAUGGCCAAUAGAAGCGUUAAACUCUUCACGGGACAGGACACGAAAAAGAGAGACUUGACCCCCGGCUUUGACAGCGAGAACAUUGAAAAAUCAGCAGAAACCGUCGAGAGGAAAUUCAUAGAAUUAAAAAUACCGAAUUGGGCAACAAACGUGCCAUUGUCAGAUGUCAGCAGUGAGCCGCCCCACGCGCUUCCAUCCCAAGCCAAUGACGUGUCUGCAGGUCUGCCACCCGCGCGGGAAGCUCCUGCCAGGAGGCCGGUGCGUCAGGUGCGGGACGCAGCCUGCCAAGCCACACCGGUGACUUGGCCAGGAUUCGAGUGUUUCAAAAGAGGCUUCCAGCUGUUCGAUGCAGGCCGUCGCAAGGAAAUGGUCCUACUGCAUCGUCUGAACACCGGUCUCAGAGUAGAAGGAGCUCGGAUCACUCGACUGGCCUCCCACGAGUCGGAUAGGGCCAAAGCAUUAUUAGCCGAGCGAGAGCACUUGGCUGCAGAAGAACGUAUCAUAAGGAAAUCAUUGCACAAACUGUGUCGAGCCGUGGAAACAAUUCGGCGAGCCCCGGUUCAGUGAUUUAACACUUCAAUGGUUGUAUUUCCACACAGUGUUCGGCUUCAAAGCGACAAAAUGACAAAUAUGUACUAAAGCAAUAAAAGUUAGGUAGGACGUCUUUUACAAAAAACAUUUACAGGAUUUUUAGGUGUUAAAUCAAUGUCUUAGGAUAAUAAGUAUUC